Molecule: messenger RNA, 538 nt
Organism: Xiphias gladius (swordfish)
Lineage: Eukaryota; Metazoa; Chordata; Actinopteri; Istiophoriformes; Xiphiidae
Gene: ndufa7
Product: NADH:ubiquinone oxidoreductase subunit A7
Exons: 4
Coding region: 78-404 (108 amino acids)
Biological process (GO): mitochondrial electron transport, NADH to ubiquinone; ATP synthesis coupled electron transport
Cellular component (GO): mitochondrial inner membrane
Source: RefSeq, a predicted model, not a curated record
GCCUCCAGGGGUCAGCCGCGUGCUGAGAAACUUUAUUGCACCGCAGAAGAAGCUUUGUGUCCUUCACAACAGCAAACAUGGCCACUGCUACUAAAAUCAUCCAGAGGCUGCGAAAUUUUCUAGCAGGGCGGGACCUGCAAACCAAACUUCAGUUGCGAUAUGAGGAGAUCGCAAAGAGGACACAGCCACCACCCAAACUGCCAGUAGGCCCGAGCCACAAGUACGCCAGCAACUACUACUACACCAGAGACGGACGCAGAGAGUCAGUGCCCGCCACAGUCGUCAUGUCUUCCCAGAAGGCUCUCACUGCUGGCAGCCAAGUUGCGGAAGCCCCAAAGCCUCCAGUUACCCCGGGUGCUGUAUAUAAAGGGCCAUCACUCUCCACAGACCAGCCGUACCUCUGAGCAGCAGGAUAAACCAUUUCAGCAUCAGUAGAAUCAUUUCUCCAUCCAAAGCUGCUGCAGAGGCCUGACCACAGCAAGUGUUGGUUGUAUCCUGUACAUUAGAAAGUGUUUAAUAAAAUAUAUUAUAUGUUUAA